AAUCGAAUAAUCCAUCGAAUAACGCUCAUUUGCAUGUCCUCUCACAGCAACAGCUGCCGCCGUUACCACAACAGCCGUGAAUAGAGGACAGGAAGCAACUUUACUUAUUCGACAGACAAGACAGAGAGCGACCCUGCCAUCAUCUAUACAUCCUUGUUGUUGAUUGAUUGAUUGAUAGAGUAGUGCUAUCAUCAACGAUUUACCCAUCGCGUGUAGCUAUAGUGAGUAAGAGGAAAAGCUCUCACAUAUAUCCAUCUAUAUUAGUCUACCAUGGACAGCACAGCACAGGGAGAAGUAGCCACUGCCAGCUACAAACCCAUCCACGCAGCAACUGCGGACGCGGACGACAACGACUGUUGUCCUAGUCCUGUCUACUACGAUACCACUCGAGCGCUCAGUGAUCGAUUCCUGCACAGUGAAGAGACGUUGGAAGAAUGUUAUGAGAGUACAGAUGACGAUGACGACGAUGAUGAUGAUGAGCAAGAAGCACACCACCAACACGACAAACAUCACGAAGAAGAAGAGAGUAGUGUGGAAGAAGUAGAUGAAGAAGACUUUCGCCGGAGAGCGGUCGAGUUUCAUAGACAACAACGAGAAGAGUAUCUGCGAACCGAUAGCAAGGACGAUAUAUUGAAAAACGCCAACCCGCCGCGAAAGAAGAAGAAAAAGAAACCGGAAUGGGCGCAACGUCAUCUCUAUCGCUCUCUCUCGGUCGAUGACUUGAUGGAAUACCAACGCAAGUUCAGUCUGGCAGAUGUAGGAAGAGCCAAUUCGGCCCAUGAUUUGACAGACUAUCAAAGAGAAUUCCAAGCCAUAUUAGAGGGAUAUCCACAACAACAGCAGCAACAAGACACAGAAGAAUCAACCACACUCAACCAGCAACAGCAACAACAACUCACCUCUGAUUUCACUGCAACAACCCCUGCAACGAUAGCUCUGGCGCUGGCAAUAUCUUCUUCUACCAAUAAUGCGAACAACAACAAAAGCAGCAACAGCAAGCCAAGACGAGUGGGAAGAAACUCUAUUGCCAAUUCGGACUUGGCAGAAUUCAAACGACAAUUCUGUCAAGAUAGAGCCGCCAAGAGAGUACACGAUGAAACUCUGAGUCACGACAAUCCUCAUCAUCAUCAUCAUAUCCAUACUACCACCAACGCUACUGCUGCAUGUACUGCAGGCGACUCGCAAGACAAACUACAGACUCUGGAAAAUAACAAAAGCGACUAUCAGUGGGGGACACGCUCGUUACGACGCGCCAUUUUGGCAUCGGAUUUGGGGAAAUUUGAACGAUCGGUCCGAACGGCACUAUCCAGAGAAAACUCGGCGGAUAGUCUGGUCGAUGAUGCAGCGGAACAACAUGAUAAUACUCCCCAUCGACAGGGAUCCGCUGCGCUGGCAAUGAAUCACAGAGAUAGUCAUCUGCUCACGUCUUCCGUGGCCCUGGAAGAAGCAUCCUUGUUGUCCAAGGACGAGGAAGAGGAUUGGGGAACACGCAGUCUACGAAAAUCGCUCAAGGAACUCGAAUUCAAUGAACUAUCUCCUCCUUCUCUUACCUCCUCGUCGUCGGCCACAAUGCCUCCAAGAAACAGCACUAUAACACCUACUCCUAUCAGCAGCCGAUCCACUUCAGCCACCAUACGCGAGUUUGAAACAGUCAAAGAAGAAGAAGAUGAUGAUGACGAGGAAAUUGAAAUGCCACUGGAAGCACCACUGCCAAUCAUCUCUCCUUGGUGUGAUGACAGGAAACACCCUCCCAGCACCAAUGGAUUGAAAAUGCCACGUCGUGUGACGUCCGCCGAAACUGCACACGGCGAUGCGAAACAACACGCCGCUGCGCCGCAUAGCCCGCCUCCUGUGACACAGAAUCGAUCCAGUAGCUUGAAUGACAUUGGGAUGCUCACGCCUUCCUCCGAUCCGAGUAGUGGUGGGGCUGGUGGUAGUGUCCCGGAUGGACAACCACCAGAGUUUGAAUGGCAAAUGCGAAGUCGAUUUCGUCGGUCCAUCUCCUCUUCCGAUAUUGAAAAGUAUCAACGACAUUUGGCUGCUGGAAUGGAAGAAGACUCCGAACGAUAUCCCGAACACGACGAGGACAACAACCAACACAAACUCCCUCCUCUCAGCCCUCCUGCCGCAUCGGUGCCCUUUAUGCCCAUGUCCGUGGCUGCCCCCGACCAGGAGGAUGACGACAACAACACGGCGCUGCAUCCACUACUGGCGCCCAGUCCCUGGCAUGCCGACGACGACGGCGCCAAAAGCAACAACGACGAUGCAAUACCCAAAAAGCCCAAACGAGACCGUAGACCUCGUCGUCGACAUCGAAGAACUAUCUCCGACGAACCCGAAUUGCACAUGGAGAAUGUCAUUUCCGACGUGGCGCCUCGGAAACCGACACGAACAAACUCGCGUCCGAUUUCUCCACCGCCGCCACGACCCGUCGUGGUGCGCUUUGCGGACAACUUUAAUCAAGUCGUGGAGAUUCCCAAGGUUUCGGAAGAAAUGAAACCGUACCUCUUUUAUACCAAGAGAGAUGUCAAACGGUUCCGUAUGAACGAACAUCGACGACAAGAGGAACAGAUCCGGUCCUACAUGAAGUAUCUGAACCAAAAGGAGAAUGCGUUGGACGCCUCGCCGUGUCUCUACGACUAGUACAUGUAGCUACCUAGGAGUGCGGUCGGACCAGGGGGCUCAUCGGGGUGGUGGUUGGUUGUCGACGUAUCAGGUUGCCGUUUAGCGAAUAAUGGUUAUCUUUAGAAGCGGAAGACAAGCUAGCUAGUAGCCU
Seminavis robusta is the source of this 2776-nucleotide messenger RNA. The record is from the annotation of a GenBank genome assembly. NCBI's taxonomy places the organism in Eukaryota, Bacillariophyta, Bacillariophyceae, Naviculales, Naviculaceae.